UUCUGAUCAUGACAUUUGUGCGCGAACAACACUUCAAAGUUCAAACUUAGAAGUAGGAUUAAAACACUAACAUAUGUCAAAAUUUUCGUUUUGCCUUUGAUAUUUCGCGAUGAAUCGAAGUGGUAUUUCUCGAUUGGAGACUCGAAGUACUCGGGCAAAUAAAGAAGAGCUUGUAAAACGAGUCAUGUUGACGGUAGAACGCGUGAGAAAGUGGGAAAAAAAAUGGGUUGAUUCAACUGCAGAGGGCUGUACUCUGAAGAUUUUUAAAUGGGUUCCAGUUUCAGAUGAGGAUAUUAAAAAGGUAAAAAAGAUGCAAGAUAAUACAUCAGAUUCUAAAAAUGUGGUGGAAAAAUUGUCGCCACCAGAUGCGGAAAAGGGCAUUGAAAAAAGCACUGACAACCAUGGAAAAGAGUUGGAUGAUUUAAGUGAGAGUUGUGCAACCCAGAACAUUCAUAGUGAUGGUGUAACUACAUCUGGUACAAGCAAGGACUGCAUAGCACAUAAUACAGAUGACAAUGUUGAAAAUCAAGUCCAACAAAGUGUGGAAAGUAGCAAUGAAAGUACCAUUGGUUUAGAGUCAUCAAAAAACAUUGCAGAACAGGAUUCUGGAUCAUUUCAUUUAGCAAGCUCUAACGAUGAAUCAAAUUAUGAACCUCUGUCUAAAAUAACCAAAACGGACUGUUGAAUCCAAAUUCGUGAUGUUCAGAUCGUAAAUCUCGGGUAUUGUGGAGGUUGAUGAUGUAAAAGUUACAUUUUUUAAAUGUAUUUAUUUAAAUUUUGUAUAUACUGCAUUUAUCAGAAGCUUUUUCAAUAUCCAGAAAAAGCUCUACUUCUUAAUACAUUACAGUGAUAUCGAAAAAAUUAAAUUACAAUUUUGAAAAUUUGCGAAA
This is a messenger RNA of Xenia sp. Carnegie-2017, 890 nucleotides long. RefSeq names its product B-cell CLL/lymphoma 7 protein family member A-like. The record is from RefSeq and is a predicted model, not a curated record. Lineage: Eukaryota; Metazoa; Cnidaria; Anthozoa; Malacalcyonacea; Xeniidae. The transcript has 6 exons. The coding region runs from base 110 to 685 and encodes 191 amino acids.